AUGGCUUUUAUUCAUGGUUUCAAUGUCAAUAGUGAACAAAGAGAUCAAUACAUUUCUGAUACAAUAAAUGUGAAUACAGGACCUAUCGUUGGUAAACUUAGUAUGAUUCAAUCCCCAAAACCUUCAAAACAAAAAUAUGGAAGUAGAUUGCCUCGAUUUCGAAUUGGAGGUGAUGAACUUAAAAACGACAUUAAUCACACCUUGGCUUUGCUUGCUUACAUUGUAUUGGAUGUAUAUCAAUCUGGAAAACACUGGCUCUACUACCAUCCAGAACGAGCUUUUGUCAAAAAAGAUAAUUUAAAAUAA
Rotaria sordida is the source of this 306-nucleotide messenger RNA. NCBI's taxonomy places the organism in Eukaryota, Metazoa, Rotifera, Eurotatoria, Philodinida, Philodinidae. The record is from the annotation of a GenBank genome assembly.